Heterocephalus glaber (naked mole-rat) is the source of this 8077-nucleotide messenger RNA. RefSeq names its product prickle planar cell polarity protein 2 (gene Prickle2). Gene Ontology annotation, molecular function: zinc ion binding. The record is from RefSeq and is a predicted model, not a curated record. Lineage: Eukaryota; Metazoa; Chordata; Mammalia; Rodentia; Bathyergidae.
AUUCGGGAUUUCUUCUGCACUCUCCGAGGCUGCAUAGCUGCACCUCUGCCUCCGGAAGGCUUUCUCCCCUCUCCCUGGCUUGGGGCUUACUGAUUUGGAAGGCGAGGCUAAUUUACAUGUAAAUAAAUCUGAGCCGGCCGUGAGGUGGGCCGUCCAGAUGCGGUGACUGACUUGCUGACAUCACGGCCUUAUUAGCAUGCGGAGGAUGCAGGCACUGCAACAGCGACUUCUCUGGCACCACCAGCCGCUCCGCUGCCGCCGACGAUUAUUAUUAUUUUUGGCCGAGCCGCACGUUUCCUGGCUCGGUGGCUUGGACUGUGCGCCCAGCUCACUGGUCUUCCCGGUCUGGCUCAGGACUGGGUGGUGACGCUGAGGCCGGGUCUGACUUCCUUUAGACCGUAGUGACGAGGAGAGUUCAGAGGAAAUCAGGGUUCUCCAGAAGGUGGCCGCAGAGCUCUGGCGGACGCAGGAGAAGGGCAGAAGUCACGCUGUCCUGGGCUCCCGGGUGCCCAGCCGGAUCUGGACCGGCAGUGGUGACGAAGUGCGGAGCUGCCUGGGCUUGAGCUGCUGCUGCCGUCAGGAGGGCUCAGAUUUGCAAAGGCAUCAGGAGAGAAGAUGCGUCGGUUGCCUGAGGUCCUGCUGGCGUUCUUAGAAACCAGACCCAGGGAGAAAGUGAACGGGGGCAACUGACAAGCUCCAGGGCCUGGGGGAUGCUUCCUCGGAAACCCGGCAUCUCCAUCUUCGCUGGAGGAAGAUCUGCCUGCACUGCAAGUGUCGCCAGGAGGAGCACAUGGUGACCGUGAUGCCUCUGGAGAUGGAGAAAACCAUCAGCAAGCUCAUGUUUGACUUCCAGAGGAACUCGACCUCAGACGACGACUCGGGCUGCGCCCUGGAGGAGUACGCCUGGGUCCCGCCGGGGCUGAAGCCCGAGCAGGUACACCAGUACUACAGCUGCCUCCCUGAAGAGAAGGUCCCUUAUGUCAACAGCCCUGGAGAGAAACUGCGAAUCAAGCAGCUCCUCCACCAGCUGCCGCCGCACGACAAUGAGGUCCGAUACUGCAACUCCCUGGAUGAGGAGGAGAAGAGGGAGCUGAAGCUGUUCAGCAACCAGCGGAAACGUGAGAACCUGGGCCGAGGGAAUGUCAGGCCCUUCCCCGUCACCAUGACCGGCGCUAUCUGCGAGCAGUGCGGAGGCCAGAUUAACGGCGGGGACAUCGCUGUGUUCGCAUCUCGCGCUGGCCACGGUGUCUGCUGGCACCCGCCCUGCUUCAUAUGCACCGUCUGCAGUGAGCUCCUGGUGGAUCUGAUCUACUUCUACCAAGAUGGGAAGAUCUACUGUGGACGGCACCACGCCGAGUGCCUGAAGCCGCGCUGUGCCGCCUGCGACGAGAUCAUCUUCGCUGACGAAUGCACAGAAGCUGAGGGGCGGCACUGGCACAUGAAACAUUUCUGCUGCUUCGAGUGUGAGACAGUGCUGGGUGGCCAGCGCUACAUCAUGAAGGAAGGAAGGCCCUACUGCUGCCACUGCUUCGAGUCCUUGUAUGCAGAGUAUUGCGACACCUGUGCCCAGCACAUAGGGAUCGACCAGGGUCAGAUGACCUACGACGGCCAACACUGGCACGCCACUGAGACCUGUUUCUGCUGUGCUCACUGCAAGAAGUCCCUCCUGGGCCGGCCGUUCCUCCCGAAGCAGGGCCAGAUAUUUUGCUCCCGAGCCUGCAGUGCCGGUGAGGACCCCAAUGGCUCCGACUCCUCCGAUUCGGCCUUCCAGAAUGCCAGAGCCAAGGAGUCCCGACGCAGCGCCAAGAUCGGCAAGAACAAGAGCAAGACAGAGGAGGCCGUGCUGAGCCAGCACGGCCAGCUGCAGGCAAGCUCGGUCCGGCUGUCGGCCGACGUAGACCCCCUGUCCCUACAGAUGGACCUGCUCAGCCUGUCCAGCCAGACACCCAGCCUCAACCGGGACCCUAUCUGGCGGGGCCGGGACGAGCCCUACCACUACGGGAACAAGAUGGAGCAGGGCCAGGCCCAGAGCCCUCUGCAGCUGCUCAGCCAGUGCAGCAUGAGGACUUCCUACAGCCCAGGGGCGCAGGGCGCGGGAGCCCAGCCCGACGUGUGGCCCCAGCAUUUCAGCAACCCCAAGAGGGGCUCGGCGCUGGCCAUGAAGGGGCACGGUGGCAGCUUCCUCAAGGAGUGCCGUGAGGACUACUACGGUGCGCGGCUGCGGUCCCAGGAGAGCUACAGCGACAUGUCCAGCCAGGGCUUCGGCGAGGCCCGGGGUGGCAUCCAGGUGCCCCAGUACGAGGAGACGGAGGACGGCGGGGGUGCGGCCACCCAGCAGUGCCGGCCGCGCCACCCACUCGGCGCCCUGCAGUACACGGAGGACAGGACGCCCGCGGAGCAGACCCCUCGGGGCUCCAUGGACUCGCUGGCCCUGUCCAACACAACAGGUUUCUCCGCGGAAGGCGGGGCCAAGCGCCAGGAGCACCUGUCGCGGUUUUCCAUGCCGGACCUCAGCAAAGACUCGGGAAUGAACGUGUCCGAGAAGCUGAGCACCCUGGGUACCCUCAACUCGUCCGUGCAGUUCCGGAGCGCCGAGUCGGUGCGCAGCCUGCUGUCGGCGCAGCAGUACCAGGAGGCAGACGGCGGCCUCCGCCAGCUCGGCGCCCCCGCGGGGUACCGGGACCUGCAGGCCCGCGGGCGCAGGCACCAGAGCUUCGACUUCGACGCGGGGCUGGCGGGCGGCCCGCUGCCCGGCCCCGAGGCGGCGCGGCUGCAGCCCCUGAGCGAGCGCACGCGGCGCCGGGCCUCCCCGCGCGACCCCGAGGCGCGCCGCCCGCGCACGCACGCGCAUGCGCACCGCCCCCGCCGCUCGCGCCGCUCGCGCUCAGACAACGCGCUGCACCUGGCCGGCGAGCGCGAGGCACUGUCCCGCCUGAAGGGGCGGCCGGGCCUGCGCGCCCGCGAGGACUGCGAGCCGUUCGCGCGCCAGCGCAGCUUCCAGGGCAGCCCGGGCCCGGGCGGCCGCCGGGACCUGUGCGGCCAGUGCCCCCGGACCGUGUCGGACCUGGCGCUGCAGAACGCCGUCGGGGAGCGCUGGGCGCCCUGCUUCGCCGAGUACGACUGGUGCUCCACCUGCUCGUCCUCCUCCGAGUCCGACAACGAGGGCUUCUUCCUCGGCGAGCCCAUUCCGCAGCCGGCGCGCCUGCGCUACGUCACCAGCGACGAGCUGCUGCACAAGUACGGCUCCUACGGGGUCCCCAAGGCCUCCACCUUGGGGGGCCGGGGGCAGCUGCACGGCAGGAAAAGACAGAAGAGCAAAAACUGCAUCAUUUCCUAGGGCGUGGGCCGGGGGCCGAGUGCCGCUUCGGGCGCGCUGUCCACCUGCACGUCCCCAGGAAACAGUAGACGACGCCGGGUCGGCCACCGCCUGCCCUGCGUCCUGGCUCAACCGUUCCCGCUCGCUUGUUUCCCGGUUCUCUUACUUUUAGGACCAUUUUUCCAGUAAGUCAUUUUGUUUAUUAGCCAGGAUCUGAGACUAAGUUAUUACUUGUCCAUUGUAAAUGCGAUGUAAAUGAGAGUUCUGAGAAAAUAUUUUUGUAUUUUGUAAUAUCAAAGGAAUUUCUAUCUCGCAGCGGGGACUUGCAUGCACAUCCAGCAUUGUCUUUGAGUGAUAUCCGAAGGUGGCCCAGGGCCACCUUUUUUUUACUAGACAAAUUUGUUACAUGUCAGUGAGACUUUUUUCGAAGGAGUAUAUUCAGUUUGGCUUUUUGUGGCUGAAAAAAGUUCAUUCUUCCCAAAGCAUUUGAUGCUCUCUUCCAUCCUAGGGCGCUAUCCUUAAGCCCCGUCCCACCCCAAUAGAAUUUAUUCUCUACAAAGUGAUAGUAACUUUUUAAAUUGCAGAUGUAACUUUCGUUGACGGCCGAUGCCAGCCGGGUCAGUAAAGUCCAGGGGGAAACGCCGUCCCUGCCCGGAGCGUGAAGUUGCUUAAUGUCGAUCUAUUCCGUGGGGAAACUAAGUGCCCGUGCGUGGUGCUGUUGCGUGCUGUCCGCAUGACGUUGUUCUGAUGUUGUUUUCUGGUGCCCAUGUUUCCUGGAUUGUAUUACCUGCUUUCUUUUUUCCAAGGCAGACGGAGCUGCUGCCUGACAACCGGUUGUCCUCAGAGCAAUGAAUUUGAGCGUUUGGAACUGGGGCCGACGGGUCCUGGGGGCUCGGGGGGCGGGGGUGUUGCCUGCAGGCUUGGAGAGGAACGGGCGAUCUGAACGCAGACAGCAGAAGGGUCCCAGGAUGGGAGUCAGGAAGCAGACGUUCCGGACAGGAAGGAGAGGGGAGGCCACAGCUGCCUUGAGUAGCCCCGGCCUGAUAGUCGGUUUAACAAGCUCAGUGACCGGAACGCGGGGUCACCCAGGAAGGUGGGGCUGCUGAGAUUUCAGGGGAAGGACUCGGAAAAACAGACUUUGUUGAAAGAGAUUUCAUUCUGAACUUUGAACUUGGUCAGAAAGAGAACGGGCUCAAAUGUGAGGGCUUAAAGAAGACAUUGAACGGUUGUGCUGUUUAUAGUAAAAUAAAACUUCCUGCCUGGCUUCAGCUAAAGAUGAAGCACCUGCUCUUUGUCCAUUCUCCUCCUCCCCUCAGUGGACUGUAGCAGCUGAAAUACCCCAUUCGAGGACCCCUUAGUGAGCUGCUCUGUCCACAUAGUCCACGGUGCGUGUCGGCGGCCAUCCGCCCUGGUGAGGUGGGCGUGGCCCCUUCCCAGUGUAGUAGUUGACAUUUUCUAAUAUUUUUAUGGAGGGAAUGUGAAAAGUGGCUCUUCAGAUGCCAUCCCAGAUGGGUCUGGGGAAAGGAAAGUUGUAAAGAACAUGGUAUGGAACUCCAUUCAGGAUGUAUUAAAAUAAUUUGCUUUUCAGGUAUUAAUAUGACAUUUGUCAUUGUCACUGAUUUUUUAAAAAAGCAAUGCAAAUGUUGGUUGUGACUGUUUUCCGCAUGCUAUCUUCAUAUCUAAAUGCUUCACUAAUUAUUCAAGCCUCUGGAGAAUUAACUUUAAUACGUUUGUAUAGUAGGUUUGUAAACUGCUCGGCAAGUUGAUUAAGAAAUUAUGUACAACACCAUGCUACUAAAGUGUCAGGUUUCUGGUGGGAACUGGGGGAGUCCAAUUUGAAGUUUUGAGCUCCUUUAUUGAUUGAAAUAAAAAGGCAUUGUUGGAAAAAGAAAACAGAGAGGAAGGGUGGAUCCCUUAACUUAGCAAAGGGUUGGAAAUGUUUAUCCUGUGUGGCUCCAAAUCCAGUGAAAGAAAUUCUCGCAUUUAAAGUAGUAGCUCUUAAAUUUCCGAGUAAGCCUUCCAGCAUCAUCAGCAGAAAGAGGUGGCCUAGACCUGACCGACCUUCCCCACAGGGACCUAGUGCCUGGGGUCACUGCAGGCCCAGCCAUCCAGAGAGCUCCCAGGGACUUCCCACCAGCGCAGGACAGGCAGUGAGAUCCCGGCCGCAGCUUGCACUGCCCUGGCAAGAUGACCUCCGUCUGUCUUGCCUGCACUGCAGGUUUCUUCCCUCACCCAGAUGCAGCCAGGUGCCUUACAGAGGGUCACUGCAAGAAGGCCAGUUCCUCAGAGUGGGGCUCCCAGUGAGCGGCCCGAGAGGGUGUCCUGUACAGGGCGUCACCUUGCUGUCCGUGGUGACACACCUGCCACCGUAGGUCACAUCCCAGAAACUCCGUGCACUCUUUGCCAAGGCAGGAACUUGAGGCUCUCGCCUGAUUCCUCCUCAUAACCUUAGCUGUUGCUGGUCAAGUGGCUUCUCCGAGUGGGCCUCCACUCCCCUGCUCAAGAUCAUCGGCUCAUCCUCCUCUUCUUUGCCUGGUUUUCAGAAGAGUGAUCUUUUCCCAUUUUCCUCUCCUCUGGUGUCCUGGCCGGUUUCCUUUCCACCUCCCCCACGAUUGCACGUGUCUUUGGUCAGACCUGCAUCUUCAGAGUUCUGUCCACUUCUUACUGCUGCUGGAUUCAGUGGCCACAGAACUGGCUCCUUUCUGGGCCCAGGAAGCAUCUGCCACCGAGUGUCCCGUGUGGGCCUGCGAGGCCUGCCGCCCUGGGAACUAGCUCUGAGCAGGGCAGGGAAGCCCUUGCUUCUGACCUUUAGUUCUGGGGUCUCUGCUGGGGUGGGGGUGGCGGUGACUGAGGUGAGGGAAAUCAGACCGUGUGGCCAGCUUUUGCACAUGUCCGAUGGAGAGCUCCUGGGGCUGGACUUGUGGCACCUUCUGUCCACACUCACCUUUUCUUCUGUAGUCCUUCCUUUCUCUUUCCAACCAGGUGAGUGAACAGCAGUUUUGUUUUUCUAAUGUGAGACGUGGGGGCAGCACCUCCUCACCUCUGUGCCGUAAUAAGGUGGUGAUUUCUUCUCUAGAAGGAGUUUUUGCUGCUUGGGUUCUGCUAGCCAUUGCUGCAUCUGGGCAGGGCCGGCAACAGCUCCUGCUCUGCCACCCUGCUGCCUGAGCAGGUGUGAGGGAGGCAUUGCUGUGGACCUCCCAUGAAAAGGUGGGCACAGGAGUCUCCGGCCACUCCAGCCAGGCAGGACCAGUUGAUUAGAACUGAUCUUACUCGUCUGAUAACGAUUCUUAUUUAUAAACUGCUUCUUAUCUGUCUUCCCACCCUGGCUUUCUUGCCAUGGAAUAAAACUAGAACAGCACAUAAUUAGGAAGCAUCAAUCAUAAAUAACUGGGAGACUCCAUGUUCUCUCUCCCUCAGAUGGUGGAGGCUGAAGGAAGCUGACGUGUCAGCUGCACAAAGACAGACUUCUUCAACCUCCUCCUCCACGCUCAUGUUCUUUGCCGGCUAGCAUAGGCAGCCUCUGUCCAUUCUGCAGUGCUCAAGCGAGACUCCCCCCUUUCUUCCUCUAGUCCCACUUCCUAAUGAGAGAGGGAACAAGCAUUUAAAUUACCAAAGGAGAAAGCGCUCCUCAUGUAUUUCUAACAGAAACCAGAUGCUUCUGCCUGAGGAGGAUCCAACCAUGGCCCAGGAAAGUGGAAAAAUGAACCAGUUAUGUGGAUAUUUGACCUAAGAGGAGUUGCUGCUGGCAACUGCCUGGCCCUCCAGAGCCUUGGCCUGGGCUCUGCAGGUGGUGUUCCACAGCACCUGCUCUGACUGAGGAGGCGCUGCAGACGGCCACCUCCUGAGGCCCAUUUCUGUAAGGGCAAGAGCAGUGGGCAUGAAGGGGCCUGGGCCUUGUCUCCAGGGCUGUGUCCCUCUGGAUGGACCUCAGCAGGCACCAGAGCACACCUGUGUGAUCAUUCAGAAGUCAUCAUCAAGGUCAAGCUCAAAAAAGAGUUCGCUUCUUUUUCCAUCUUCCCAUAAGAGUAGCUCAGUGAACAUGAGACUCCAUACAACAUGACUCACGGUUGGGAGCUGGGCUGUUUUAUAAGCUUACUUCCUGCCAAGAAAACUAGCUUUCCUCAGGGGAAUAAAAAGGAGAGAAAAGUCACACAGCGUUAGGGAACACUUCUGUGAUUUAAACAAGAUGACUUGCUAAGAUAGAAAGGGCUUUCUUAUUCUGUCCUGAGAGUUUUCUGACACCCUUUGGCUCACUGGGCAUUUGGCCCAUGACAUUCAGCAGGUCACUAAUCAAGCUUCUCUGAAAUUCUCAGUUUUUACCAAUAAGGUCUGUUCUCCAGCCUCUCGAAUGGAUUUCCAUAUUUUUCCAGAAAGUAUUCUUGCUUCUGUCAUAGAGCCCAGCUUAAUGUUUGAAGGCCUGAGAGUCAUCCAUUUUCUCUGGAGAGUGAGGGCCUGACAGGGCUGCCUCCCUGACCCUGUCCCUUCCUGCACAGGGUGGCUCUGCCCAUCUCCUGCUUUAACUUCACGUGCAUAAACCAAACCUCCAAGGGCCUGAGGUGGUGAGGCAGGCUGGAAUCUGCUGCGUGUCAAGUGUGAAGGUGUGUCUUGUUAAGAAGGCCUGUCACAGGCCUCUGGUGUGGGCUCUGCCAGAGACUGCUCUGAACACUUUGCUUGAGAUCUGUGCCCUGUAAAAUGGAUAUGAUGUUUUACCGAUGUCUGUAAUACAUUUGUAAACUUCCAAUAAAAUUUGAAUAAAAGAAA